This is a messenger RNA of Poeciliopsis prolifica (blackstripe livebearer), 4736 nucleotides long. RefSeq names its product selenoprotein I (gene selenoi). Gene Ontology annotation, molecular function: ethanolaminephosphotransferase activity. Gene Ontology annotation, biological process: phosphatidylethanolamine biosynthetic process. NCBI's taxonomy places the organism in Eukaryota, Metazoa, Chordata, Actinopteri, Cyprinodontiformes, Poeciliidae. Gene Ontology annotation, cellular component: Golgi apparatus; endoplasmic reticulum membrane. The record is from RefSeq and is a predicted model, not a curated record. The transcript has 10 exons.
GCAGUGAGCACGACGAGCUGCGAGCGCUCGUUGGUGAAGGAGUGGCUCCGGUGGUUCGACUCGACAUCACCUCACCCGGCGUGAAAGACGGCGGCUAAGCUAGAUGGUUCUCCGAAUCGGCAGCUAGCGUGAAGGAUUUGCACCUCCAGAGGAAGAGAUAGCGAGCCAAACUGAACCGUCAUGGCUCUUUACGAAUAUGUCACAAAGGAGCAGCUGGCGGGCUUCGACAGAUAUAAGUACAGUGCCGUGGACACGAAUCCCCUGUCCGUCUACGUUAUGCAUCCUUUCUGGAACUUUUUAGUGAAGUUUUUACCAACAUGGCUGGCUCCAAACCUCAUCACGUUUACUGGUUUCAUGUUCCUCGUGCUGAACUUCCUCAUGUUGGCCUUCUACGACUUCGACUUCACUGCCUCUUCUGCAGGAAACCAGCAUGUGCCUAGCUUGGUGUGGGUGGCUGCUGGGAUCUUCAACUUCUUAGCCUACACUCUCGACGGCGUCGACGGGAAACAGGCCCGCCGCACCAACUCCUCGACGCCACUGGGGGAGCUGUUCGACCACGGCCUGGACAGCUGGGCGUGCAUCUUCUUCGUGGCCACCGUGUACUCCAUAUUCGGGCGCGGCGAGAGCGGCGUGGGCGUGGUCACGCUCUACUACAUCCUGUGGGUGGUGCUGUUCUCCUUCAUCCUGUCCCACUGGGAGAAAUACAACACGGGCAUCUUGUUUUUGCCCUGGGGUUACGACAUCAGCCAAGUGACGAUCUCCCUUGUUUACUUGGUGACUGCUGUGGUGGGAGUGGAGACCUGGUACCAGCCAGUGAUCUUUAACCUUCUCUACAGGGACCUCUUCACCUUCAUGAUCAUAGGCUGUUCGUUUACCGUGACGUUACCCAUGAGCCUCUAUAACGUCUUGAAGGCUUACAGGAGCAACACUCUGAAGCACAGCAGCCUGUACGAAGCCUUCCUGCCUUUCCUGUCCCCCGUCCUCCUCUUCGUCUUGUCAACCGCCUGGGUCGUCUUCUCCCCAUCCAAGAUCCUGGAGCUGCAGCCCAGGAUGUACUGCCUCAUGGUGGGGACGGCGUUCGCCAAUGUCACAUGUAAGCUGAUCGUGUGUCAGAUGAGUAACACCCGCUGCGAGCCGCUGACCUGGCUGCUGCUGCCGAUGACGGUGGUGGUGGGUGGAGCCGUGACGAGGGUCUUCACCAACGAGACCCUGCUGCUUUACUUAUGGACCGCCGUGGUCAUCCUCACACACAUACACUACGGCGUGUCGGUGGUGAAGCAGCUCAGCGACCAUUUCAGCAUCUUUGCCUUCUCGCUGAAGAAGCCCAGCCGGGACUGACAGGAGGAGGAACGAGUCGGCCUGACGGCGGCGGAGGUCUAAGCUGCUCCUCUGUUCCACCUAACGACACUUCACCCUCACCGCGGAAACAGAGCCCCCUCCCCCUUCACAAAAAGGACGCUCCAAGCGAAACGGACAGUGGCCCUCCUCUAACACACACGACACACACAGUCACACUCGAACACACAUUCCCAAAGCGAACCGAUCAGAGUCCGGUCACGGCGACGGGGUUGGGCCCCGGGGCCUCUCUGGCUUUUGUCACUGGUGAUUGGCCGUCUUUGUCGAGCCAAUGAGGUGCUAUUGUUUCCUACGGAAAUGCGCUUCCGUCGCGGCGGACGGGAGCCCGCAGGAGCCAUGAGACUUUACCGAGGGGGGCCCCCCCUCAUUACCCAGAGCAUUCAGGAUCUCUUCAUCCAAACCUCAAUAAUUAAACUGAAGCUAGUUUUCCGAGUCGAGACUUUUAAGUCUGCUCCGUCGGGCCGGCUCGCAAAGACGAACGUGUGAGCUCAAUACAGAUUAUAUGGGUAAUCUCUGAAGCCACAUAGUAUUACGACUGUAUAGUAAUGCCCUGGGGAAACGCCAAUUCAGUCUAAAUGUCUGAACAGGAAUGUCUGAAGGAGUGUUGUCGAUCGAACCUGGGAGCACUGGGAACACUGGGAAACUGUCGCUCCAGUUUUGUCCAGAAUUUAAACGUUUGGUCAAUUCCCCUCAACCCCCCCCCUUUUUUUUUUUUUUUUUUUUUUUUUUUUAAAUCUUCCAGUCACUCAUCUGUGGUAAAUGUUAGUAACUUGUAUAUAUUCUAAAAACAUUGUUUGGGGUGAAAUUUCUGUAACAAAGCCUAAAAGAGUGUAAACCAUUGGACACAUUUCCUUUCUAAAUAAUUAUUCUCCUUUGCGCUCGGAGCUGAUUAUUGACUAACUGGGGCGAGACUCAGAUCAGGUUGACCUCUACUAACCCUUUCUUAGUUUUUACUCGGGUACCAGCUCUCCCUUCCCUCUGAGGUGUCGUGUUUUCACGCUGAUUCGUUCUUCUUCUUGCUUUUUCCAUUUUUUUUUUUUCAUUUCAUUUCUUUAUCCGUUUUGGCUACGCUUCUCUUUGCGGUAGUUGUUAUGUUGCGCAGCGCUUGAAUGAAGAGUGUGUCCAAAAACCGCCAGUGGAGCGGACUCACUCUGAGGGACCAAGCCUCCGCACAGGACAGCGCAAAACCUCUUCACGCCGCUUGUGGUCAUGGGUUUUCUUUUCAUUUCUUUUUCCACAACGUGGCGUAGAGCUAGCGUCGUUUUCGUCUUUGUUUUUCAGGAUAUUGAGCGCCAACCGUCUUUUCGUCUCCGAGUUGGCGGAGUUUUUAUGUUCGACUUUUUCACAAUGCAAGGUUUAAGCUUGUUGAGGCGGACAGACAUUUCUCACAGCUGAAGAUGUACCAAUCGGAGCUUCCCUGGCUGAUACCGAUUUUUUUUCUCCUUUUUUUCUUAGAGGUUUGAUUGCUACGUUUUCUUCCAAGGAGUACAGUAGAAAUGACUUCCACAGGUCCUCUAAUAGAGAUUGUAAUUUUGAAUCUAACGGAGAGCGAAGGAAUAUAAGUGGCAUUUUUCUUUCAUUUCUCUAAAUGUGUCUCAAAGUUUGUUUAUUACCUGAAACUGUGGGCAUUUCCUAGCUUUGAUGUGCUUAAAGGACGGGGAGAAAAACAAAAUCAGAUCGGAUCCCAUUAGGAAAAAAUCGGCCCGGUUCCUAUCGCUCUGCCAUCGAUCGGUGCAUCUGUGCACGCAACUCGUCUGAAAAUGUCAGCAACGUGGCAUCGUUUACGUGUGUUUGUGUCCGAAUAAGUUAGAAUCACAAAAUUUGAAUAUUAACGUUGUCUCAGUAGUUGUGAUUAAUGCAGCUGAAUACAAAUACCCAUCCACAGUUCUGUUUAUCUUGCAUACUGGGUACCGGGUUUUAAAAACAUCCUUCCGUCAUGCCAUACGUAAAGAGCUAUUCUUCUCUUCCCAACAUGCCAGAGAUCAUGCCAGAACGAUUAGAAUUUUCUCCAGUUGUAUAAAGAGUGGCCCUUCCCCCACCUGUUGCUGUGCAUGUGUCAGAUGUACAGAUUUGGAUGUUUGGAAGUAGCAACCUGGACAGAUGACUGUACUAAAUGACCAGCUGCUUGCAUCUUGUUUUACCUGCAUUUCUCCAUGAAAAGCAGAUAAGAGAAGGAACAUUUUGUGAAAUUAGCACUUGAAAACUACUGUUAAAUCUAGAGGUGUUUUUAUUAAACAUUUGCAGCUCAGAUCUGUAUAUCCAAAUCCAAGAAAUUAUAAACAAAUGCAUAUUAUGCUAUUGAGACAUUACUAAUCAGUAUGUUGUACUAGAAAUCAUUUUUGCUCUUUUGUGGAGUAUAAAAUAGAAAUUGAGUCAUGUUAUACAUUUCUGUUUUAAAUCUGGGAGCAAAUAGUGCUUUAUUCAUGCAGUUAAAAGUUCUGAACAAAAAUAAUUAACAUGAUUGUUUUAUUUAAAACAGAAAAGCAAAAAUGUCCCUUCAUCUAAAGUAACCUACUUUUAUAAUAUAAAAAAAAUUACACUGCCUGGCCAAAAUAAGUUGCCACCUGGAUUUAACUAAGCAAAUAGGUACGAGCCUCCUAUUGGAUAAUUACUGCAUAGGUGAUUAUCUUUCAGCUGGCAACAAGUUAUUUAACCCCAGCUGAUGCAAUGAGUAACUCCUCAUUUCUUAAACAACCAUGGCAAAAGACACAUCCUGUGGCCAUGGGAAAUACGUUAGACUGUUCAAGAAGGGUCAAAUCAUUGGCAUGCAUCAAGCAGAGAAAAGAUCUAAGGAGAUUGCAGAAACCACUAGAAUUGGGUUAAGAACUGUCCAAUGCAUCAUAAAAAACUGGAAGGAUGGUGGGGAACCAUCGUCUUCCAGGAAGAAAUGUGGUCGGAAAAAAAUCCCGAAUGAUCGUGAUCGGCGAUUACUUAAACGUUUGGUCAAAUCAAAUCGAAGAAAAACAACAGCAGGAGUAUUUUUAAUUGUGAAUGCAAAAGAAUUUCCACACGCCCAAUACGAAGGGAACUCAAGGGGUCAGGAUUGAACAGCUGUGUAGCCGUAAGAAAACCUCUAAUCAGUAAGGCUAACCAGAAAAAAGGCUUCAGUUUGCUAGAGCAUAAAGAUUGGACUCUGGAGGAAUGGAAGAGGGUCAUGUGGUCUGAUGAGUCCAGAUUUACCCUGCUCCAGAGUGAUAGGCGCAUCAGGUUAUAGAAGAGAGGCAGGUGAAGUGAUGCACCCAUCAUGCCUACUUCUUACUGUACAAGCCUGUGGGGGCAGUGCUAUGAUCUGGGGUUGCUGCAGUUGGUCAGGUCUAGGUUCAGCAACAUUGUGGGCCCAAAGAAUGAGGUCAGCUGACUACCUGAAUAUACUGAAUGAC